Messenger RNA from Corvus hawaiiensis (hawaiian crow), 5607 nucleotides. It is a transcript of the gene H6PD, whose product is annotated as hexose-6-phosphate dehydrogenase/glucose 1-dehydrogenase. Gene Ontology annotation, cellular component: endoplasmic reticulum. Gene Ontology annotation, biological process: glucose metabolic process; pentose-phosphate shunt, oxidative branch; pentose-phosphate shunt. The coding region runs from base 618 to 2990 and encodes 790 amino acids. Gene Ontology annotation, molecular function: glucose-6-phosphate dehydrogenase activity; NADP binding; 6-phosphogluconolactonase activity. The transcript has 7 exons. NCBI's taxonomy places the organism in Eukaryota, Metazoa, Chordata, Aves, Passeriformes, Corvidae. The record is from RefSeq and is a predicted model, not a curated record.
CCUCCCGGUGUCCGGUCCCCUCCCGGUGCUCGGUCCCCUCCCGGUGUCCGGUCCCUCCCGGUGCUCGGGGCUGUGGCAGCCGCUGUCACUCGUGAGCUCAUCCCUCGGACUCCGCGCUGCCCACGCACUGGCGUGGCUUUCUCAGGGUCCCCCUGUCCUGCUUCUCCAGGGUUUUGGAAGCAGCUGCUGUCACGAUGCCGGAGCACACGGAGUGAGGCUGAGUCAGAGCCAGAAGGGCCGAACACGAAUUCGUGCAUCUCUCAGCUUGCUCUUAAUGCGAGUCUUCUCAUUAAGCCUUGGACUUUUCCAGAAGCUGAUGAGUCCUGUGGGAGCCCCAGGCCAUGCUGCAUUUAUCAUAGAAUCAUAGAAUAUCCUCAGAUGGAAGGGACCCACAAGGAUCCUCAAAGUCCAGCUCUUUUGGCUGUGCAUCUGGAAGGGAACGAGCUGCCUUAUCUGUCCUGUUCACCUGACCAUUGAUCAGGGACACCCGGUCACAGGAGGAGGGAGAUCUGCACUGGGAGAGGCUGUGCAGGAGAAGAAUUUCCAGCUGCUUUUGCCACCGUGGUCUCUAAAGCUUCUGUGUUACAGUGUUCCUGGCUCUACCUCUUCUCCCCAAGAUGCUGGGAAGGGUCCUGUUCAUGGUGUUGUUUGUGGGAGCCUUCCCAUCCCCAGCUGAAGCAUCCCAGGGCCACAUCUCCGUGGUCUUGCUGGGAGCCACGGGUGAUUUGGCCAAGAAGUAUUUGUGGCAGGGUCUAUUCCAGCUCUACAUGGACCAAGUGAGCAGUGGCCACAGCUUCACAUUCCAUGGGGCUGCCCUGGCAGCGCUGGAGCCAGGGCAGAGGCUGAUGUUUGACGUGCUGAAGAAGCUGUCCUGUCCCCCAGACGAGGCUCCCAACAGGUGUGCUGUGCUCAAGGACCAGUUCCUGAAGCUGAGCCAGUACCACCAGCUAAAGACUGCCGAAAACUACACAGCUCUGAGCAGAGAGAUUGAGACCCUGCUUCGCCAGGAGGGGCUGAAGGAGGCUGGGAGGAUCUUCUACUUCUCAGUGCCCCCGUUUGCCUACACAGAGAUUGCCCGGCACAUCAACAGCAGCUGCCGGCCCCCGGCCGGGGCCUGGCUGCGCGUGGUGCUGGAGAAGCCCUUUGGCCACGACCUGCAGUCGGCCCAGCAGCUGGCAGCAGAGCUGGCAGGCUUCUUCAGGGAGGAGGAGAUGUACCGGGUGGACCAUUACCUGGGCAAGCAGGCUGUAGCCCAUAUCCUGCCUUUUCGGGAUCAGAACCGACAGUUUCUGGACCCAGUUUGGAACCAACAUCAUGUGGAAAGAGUGGAGAUUGUCUUGAAGGAGACUGUGGAUGCUAAAGGCCGCACCAGCUUCUACGAGCAGUACGGGGUCAUCCGGGACGUGCUGCAGAACCACCUCACCGAGGCCCUCAUGUUCCUGAUCAUGGAGCUCCCCGCCAACGUGAGCAGUGCCCACGAGGUGGUGCAGCACAAGCUGCAGGCGUUCCAGUCGCUGUGGGGCCUGGAGAGGAGCAGUGCCGUGCUGGGGCAGUACCAGGCCUACGACAGCCAGGUGCAGGAGGAGCUGCAGGAGGCACGGGGCUACGUCAGCACCACACCAACCUUUGCAGGAGUGCUGAUCUGCAGCAACAGCCUGCGCUGGGAAGGGGUCCCCUUCCUCCUCACCUCCGGGAAGGCUCUGGAUGAACGGGUGGGUUACGCCCGUGUGCUCUUCAAGAACAGGGCCUACUGCACUCAGAGUGGCGCUCUGAGGGAUGCAGGGCACAGCCAAUGUAAACCCAAACAGAUCAUCUUCCACUUCGGGCACGGUGCACUCAACACCCCUGCGGUGCUGGUGAGCAGGAACCUCUUCCAGCCUGUCAUGCCCAAAGACAGUUGGAAAGAAGCAGAGGCUCGGUCAGACCUGCACGUCUUCGGACAGCCACUGUCUGAUUUCUACAUGUACAGCCCUGUGAAAGAGAGAGAUGCAUAUUCUGUCCUCAUCUCCCACAUCUACCACGGCAGGAAGGAUUUCUUCAUCACCACGGAGAACCUGCUCGCCUCCUGGGCCUUCUGGACACCUCUGCUGGACAGCACCUCCCGCCAGCCCCCACGCCUCUACCCCGGGGGCGUGGAGAACCAGCACCUCCUGGACUUUGAGAUGGUGAGCGGGGGAGUGGCGUUCACCCUGGCAGAGCCAGCGGAGCUGCUGAACCCCAGUGGGCAGAUGCCAAGUGAUUUCAGGGCAAUCCAGUCCAAAUUUCGGCAAAGUCCCCUGGUCUCAGCGUGGGCUGAGGACCUGAUUUCCCAGCUGGCAUCCGACAUGGAGGAGGCAGCAGUGAGGAGCGUGGCUCGCUCUGGGCAGUUCCACCUGGCGCUGUCGGGCGGCUCCAGCCCCGUGGUGCUGUUCCAGCGGCUGGCAAGGCACCACUACGGCUUCCCCUGGAAGCACACUCACGUCUGGCUGGUGGACGAGCGCUGCGUGCCCCUGACCGACAGCGAGUCCAACUUCCUGGGCCUGCACAGGCACCUCCUGCAGCACGUCAGGGUGCCCUACUUCAACAUCCACCCCAUGCCCGUGCACCUCAACCGGCGCCUCUGCGUGGAGGAGGACAGGGGAGCAGAGCUCUAUGCCAAGGACAUCGUGGCCCUGGUGGCCAACGCCAGCUUUGACCUGGUGCUGCUGGGGAUGGGCACGGACGGGCACACGGCCUCGCUCUUCCCCCGCGCCGAGAACGGCCUGGAAGGGGCUCCCACCGUGGUGCUGACCGAGAGCCCUGUCAAACCUCACCAGAGGAUGAGCCUCAGCCUGCCCCUCAUCAACAGGGCCAGGCAGGUGUUUGUCCUGGUUUUGGGGAAGGGCAAGCAUGACAUCACCACCCUGCUCAGCAGAGUGGGCCACGAGCCCAGGAAGUGGCCGAUCUCAGGCGUCAGCCCCAGCUCUGGCCAGCUGGUCUGGUACGUGGAUUAUGAAGCUCUGCUUGGGUGAUGCCUUCACAAUGUCCCUCCUCCCUUGUCUGCGUGGCCUUGACACCCUGGAUUCUCCUACACCGUGUCCACGUUCCUCUGCUGUCAGCAGCGGCUUCACCCCUGACACCUCCAACCUUCUGGGAGAUCCGUGGCCUGCAGCACCUCUGACAUUGAGCCUGGAGGAAGCUGGGCUCAGUGUCCAGGAGGAGCCAAGAGGAGCCAAGAGCCCAGAGCAGCAUUUCUGGCUCUGCUCUGGGUUCUGACCGAGAUUUUGGACAAAUGACCUCACCUUGAAGUGCCUCAGUUUUGCUGUCAGGCCUUUGUGCUUACUGGCAUGUAACUACCUCACAGGCACUACAGGAGACUUGUUAAAUCAACUGCCUGCCAAAUUCUUCUAUGUAAAUUUUAUAUAAUUCUCAGGCUAAAAGACAACAAUAACACAUUCAUCCCCUGCCCUGCUCAGUCUGGCUGGGCCAGAGUCGUUGUCUCAGUGAAAUGAUGGUUGUGUGCACAUGGAUCCGUAACCUUGUCCGUGCAGCCCGUCCCGUUGGGAGCCAGGCUCUGGCUGUGGCUGUGCUUUCCUGGGAGCACAGACACCCGCUGCCCUUUGUGGCAGGUGGCCCCUAACUGCUGACAGGGAUUUGUGAGCUCGCUGCAGUCCUGAGCCUUUGCAAACUGCCCAGCAGCAGAGGCUGAGCCUGUGAGCAGUAAUUAGCUGCGUUCAUUAAGUGGAUGGCUGAUACCACGGGGGAUGGGGAAGGAAGACAAACCACUUUUUAGGCUGUUAAAAUAAUGGGGACAGGGUGAGGAAUAUGGCAGCUCACAGAGCUGUUGUUUGCCAGCAGUGCAAUAAUUAUUGAGGGAAAAGCUUGGUGCUCAGAGGAGUUGUUGGGUUUAGCUAGCAAAGAAAUGUUUUCUUUAACUGUCUCAGUCUCUGAAAUGAACUUUUCUCUCCUCAGAACAGAAACUUUCAGCAUCAUUUGGUGGCUUGUGAAGUUUCUGUGGGAGGCAGCUUUGUAAAGUGCACACACAUCUGUCACUGCUGCACACGCUGAGGGAGCUGCAGGGUUGGCAGGAGGUGGUGGUGCUCUUUGAGCUCGUGGACACUGACUUAGGAGGGAGGGAAUUUUCUCUGUGCACAGCCCUUGGGCACACGGGACUGGCAGAUUCACCUCUGACAGGACAACAGAAAGUGCUCGUGGGAAUGUACAGAAAUUUAUAGGAAUGUACAGAAAUUUAUAGAGACGUGUGGUUCUUCUGCUCACAGGGAGCGUUGGAGACACCCAGUGUGCCCAGAGACCCCACUCUCCCUUUCCUAAUUCUCUGACUUUCACCUUCCCAGAACGCUGCCAUGCACAAGGGGUGUCCUCUGCUUCCAGGACAUCCCCAAAUGCUCUGAUGGGUUAUUUGCCUUUGAGGCAGUGCCUUACCUGGGCAGGUUUGCCAGCUGGCAUGGCUGGUGUCCCCCUUUUGGGGGUGUUUGCUCUGGGUGUGCCCUGGUCACAGGCAGGGUUAACCCCCAGCUCCAAGCCCAGAGAGAGCAGCAGGAAGGGGAGCACUGCAGGCUCCCGUGGCCAGGAGCUCUCUGGAAUAACUUUCUCUGUGGCUGUGUCCUGGCAGACACUGGCUCCAAAAUCCACCACAGUGGUUGGAGCAGCUGUGCAGAGCAAGGUGGUUUAGGUCUGGUACGUCCAUGAAUUCAAACACCAUUUCUUUUUAAACAGAAAUGUCCACGUUAACUUCAUUCCAGUUCUUUUCUGUUUGGUGUGAGGGAACAAGUUUUAAUUAAAAAUUGACCUAUGUGAGAGUAACUAUAUUGUUAUGAACACCGGAGUUUAUUCCUGUCUCACAGGUGAUUGUGGCAUUGGAGUUUUCCUAUUUUUGCACACUUUCUUGGCAAUAAUAAUUGAAAUAAACACUGAGAGGUUUAUUUGCACUUUUUGAGUAAGCACAUGGGUUUUUUCCCAGGGAGCUACUGUCUUUUCCAGCUGAAAAUAGGGUUUAUUUGUGAAGUCUCUAUCUAGUGGGUCACCCCAAAAUUCAUCCUAGAUUUUAUUAAAAUCCAUUAAAAGUUUCCCCAUGUUUUCCUUCGUGAAUGGAGCUGUCUGGGUUGUUUGGGGGAUUUUUUAGAACUGUGGGGGUUUUUUCACACAGACAAUUCCUGUUAAACUCUUUAAUACUUAGCAUUUGCUAAAUGAAAACCAAAUAUUUUGGAAUAUACAAAAUUUAUGACUGGAACGAGAGACUGGGUGGGAAAAAGGGUUAAAUGAGCAACAAAUCUGAUGAGGAGGAAUGGUAGCAAUCCACUGGGCUGUAGGCCAAGGAACCAGGGCUAUUUUUAUUUUGGGAAAGUUAUUAAUAGAAGGUGUGCACCUUCUUGAGAGCUUGUAUUAACCUUUCUUUGCAAAGGCAGCUCCAUGGAGUGACUUCUUACACUCUGUUUCUCCUGUAAGUGAUUAUUGAUACCAAUUUUUAUCAAUUUUUUUAAUGUCAAGUGCAUUCCUACAAUUCAGUGGUAUGAUUAUUUAUAUGUCUUACGGAAAACUAGCGCUGGAAAUAAUUCAUUUUUCACAUCAACUUUUAUAAAUCAAAUUGUAAAAUCCUUUUUCCCAUGAGUAAAGUUUUGUGAUUCUUUU